AUGCAUGGGGAGUCGUGGUUGCUACCUGGAUGGCGGUGGAUGAUCCGCGAGUUGUUCGCAAGAGGGUGCCGAGGAGGCCAUGCCCUGCGUGCUGAGGCACACAGCUUCGAACUCUGGAGUAACGCUGAUGGCCGGCUUGUGGCGGGCGACCUCGGUUGUGUUGUCGGGAGUGUCUACGUUUCCUUGACUGGAUUCCGUGAGCGGUUUUCCAGGAGCACUGGUGAUGUGCAGUUGGUUCUGAUGGCGUCGCUACUUCACAAGAUUGGGUGUGACUGGAUCGACCUCGGGCAGGCCCUGAAGUACAAGGAGUGCCUCGGCGCCAGGGUCGUGAGCCGCAGCGAGUAUUUGGAGCGCCUGCGCCGCGACCGGGACAGGAGGCCCCCGCCGGUCGGGGCCCCGCGCUGCGGGGGCGCGGAGCUGCUCCGCCACAUCCAGGAACUCGUCGCGCGUCGGCCCGAGUUGGACGCCCUGGGCGGGGAGCCGGCGCGGCGGGAUAGGGAGAGGAGGGACGCGGCUCGCAGGCUGAGGGCCGCCGAGCUGGAGGCGGCCCUCGUCGCGAGGGCCGGGCGAGAGGCGCGGCAGGCCUCGCCGCCGUCGCCAGCGCCCUGGCGCCGUCCGGCGCCGGACGUGGCGCAGAGGGCGGGCGUGUUGUGGCAGGUGGUGGGCGGCAGGGAGAAGGGGGGCAUUAUUGUGCGUGGUUCCUGCAGUACUUCGUCGCCGCCGCUCGGCGCCCGCCUGGCAUGGGACGCCAGGCUGGAAUGCUUGACUGUGGCUGGCAGCCGGCUUCGCUACGUGAAGGUGUCUGGCGACGGCCCCGAUGAGGGGUGGAUCACCAUCGCCACGAGGGAUGGCCCGCUCGUGCAGCCGACAGACAUUCCAGUGCCCGUGUGGGUGUUCAGGCAGGCUGGGAGGCACCUGCCCGAGUACAUGGACUACAAGGAGCAGCGCGGCAAGAAUUUCCUGGAGCUGCUGCAGGACCCGGCCGACGUGGCAGAGGUGACCAUGCAGCCGCUGAGACGGUAUCCCGUGGAUGCUGCCAUCCUCUUCUCGGACAUCCUUGUCGUUCCGGAGGCCCUCGGCAUCCGCGUGGAGAUGCCCGGCGGCAAGGGCAUCCAGGUGCCCGAGCCGCUGCGCGGCCCGGAGGACCUCUCCAGGCUUCCCGCGGCAGAGGAAGCAGCCACCCCAGAGUUCGUGGAAACGCACCUGGGGCACGUGAUGGAGUCUGUGCGGCAGAUUCGCGCACAGAUGGAGAAGGAGGGCUUCGGGUCGCGCGCUCUCAUCGGCUUCAGCGCAGCGCCCUGGACACUCUUCUACUACAUGGUGGGCGGUUCCAUGAAGAAGAACACAGACUCCGGCGAACGCUGGCUGGCGAACCACCCAAAGGAGGCGGGGGCGCUGAUGUCGCUGCUUACCAGCGUGAUUAUCGAGUACUUGUCGGCACAGGUGAGGGCAGGCUGCCACCUGCUCCAGGUCUUCGAGGCAAUGGGGAUGCACAUUACCCGAGAGAAUUUCGAAACGUUUGCGCUGCCAGCCAUGCAAGAGAUCGCCACCGAGCUGAAGAGACGGCACCCAGACGUGCCCCUCAUGGUUUUCCCCCGUGGCGCCUCCUACGCGCUACCUGCGCUGCAGACAGCUGGGUACGACGUCGUCACGUGCGACACCGCGACUGGCCUGGGCCACGCCGCACAGGCGCUUCGAGAGGAGGCCGAGCGAUCGGGGCACAGCCGGCUGGCGGCGCUGCAAGGAAAUUUCGACCCCAAGUGGUUGAGGCCGGACGAGGGCAGCACCGUGGCCGACGUGCGGCGCGAAGUGGCCAUCAUGUUGGAGUCGAUUGGUCCCGGGAGUCCAGGGCUCAUCGCCAACCUCGGCGAGGGCCUCAGCGGCAAGGAGAGUCCCGAGCUCGUUGCCGCCUUCGUUGACGCCGUCCACGAGCUCUCGUCUUCCCCGAAGCGUUGA
Molecule: messenger RNA, 1956 nt
Organism: Prorocentrum cordatum
Lineage: Eukaryota; Dinophyceae; Prorocentrales; Prorocentraceae
Source: the annotation of a GenBank genome assembly